AGACUGUUUGUAAAUCUGACACAAGUGUUUACACCAUUGUAUCUGCAUGAGACUUUGGAAAUGUCGGCUGGUCAAUUAGCCUUAAUUCCUUUGGUUAUGUUUAUAAGUAGUCUUGUAACAUCACCGUUGAUACAACCAAUUAAUAAGUGUUUGGGAAGAAAGUUGGCUUAUGGGAUCGGAGCAGUGUUAGGAAUAUCCGCUUGUAUAUGGGCCAGAUUCGGCAACGGCGAGUUUUACAUCACGUAUUUAAUAUAUGUCGUAGCAGUAUUAUUUGGUGCUGCUGGUUCAAUUCUUUUAGUGACAAGUUUAGGAGUUACUGGCGAUUUUAUAGGCAAAGACACCGAUAGCGGUGCAUUAGUUUAUGGGCUGAUGAGUUUUACUGAUAAACUUUCAACGGAUUGGCUGUGAUUGUGAUACAAAAUUUGGAAAGCAAAUUUACUGGAGUGACAUUCUACCGUGACGUCCUUACAUACGUUUGUGGAAGCUCGGCUUUGCUUGGUGUUGUCUUUUUAGCGUUUUUCAAACACGGAAACGGUACUCCCCCAUAUGAAAGCCUCCUCGACAGCAGAACAAACAUCAAUGAAGAAAUAACAUCAAACGAAAACCGGCAAAUAAAUAACGCAUCACAAAACGCUCCCCGAGAAGUUUUAUAAUAUUUCUAUUACUUUUUAGUGAUAUUUUUGUAUCUAAAAUUUAUAUUUUCACAUAGAACUCAAUUUCUGUGCCUUUGAUGACCACAAAGUGGUCUAAAAUGGAUAUACAUAUUUGUGAUAUGGUUUUAAAUCAACAGACCAAAAGAUAUUACGAAAUUAUUUUAUCACACUUUUGGCCGGUGUACAUAAUAAUAAUAAUAAUUUUAUAAAUGACAUAAAUAAUAGUUAGGAUAUAAUUUUAGCUGAAUUUUAAUAAUGUUGAUAAUCUCAAAUAUUAUAGUUAAAUAUAUUUUUAUA
Molecule: messenger RNA, 950 nt
Organism: Ctenocephalides felis (cat flea)
Lineage: Eukaryota; Metazoa; Arthropoda; Insecta; Siphonaptera; Pulicidae
Product: major facilitator superfamily domain-containing protein 12-like
Exons: 5
Coding region: 61-408 (115 amino acids)
Biological process (GO): carbohydrate transport
Cellular component (GO): membrane
Molecular function (GO): symporter activity
Source: RefSeq, a predicted model, not a curated record